Messenger RNA from Dichotomopilus funicola, 1320 nucleotides. RefSeq lists its product as uncharacterized. Lineage: Eukaryota; Fungi; Ascomycota; Sordariomycetes; Sordariales; Chaetomiaceae. Bases 1 to 1320 code for a protein of 439 amino acids. Gene Ontology annotation, molecular function: monooxygenase activity; FAD binding. The transcript has 3 exons. The record is from RefSeq and is a predicted model, not a curated record.
AUGACCAUGCCGCAAUCCGGUAUCAAAGUGGUCAUUGUUGGCGCCGGCUUUGGCGGCCUGACGGCAGCCAUCGAAUGCCACCGACAAGGCCACGACGUCCGCGUCUAUGAAAGCUUUCCUGAGCUCAAGACCCUUGGCGACAUCAUCUCUUUUGGCGCCAACGCGGGCCGUAUCUACCACCGCUGGUCUGAAGGUCGUGUCGUACAACGGCUGCGCGAGCUAUGCAUCGAUCUUUCGUCGUACGGGUUCCGCAUUCAUAAGUACGAUACGGGCGAGGUGGUGUAUCAUCAGAGAAACCCACCAGGUGACCCUAAAGCGCCAGUGCUGAAUGGCCAUCGCGGAGAGCUCCACCAGGUUGUCUUUAACUACGCGCGGGAUGAGCUGGGAAUCCCGAUUCACUUAGGCCAGCCGGUUGGGGAGUACUUCGAGGACGAGGAACAGGCAGGGAUUGUGUUGCAGAAUGGGGAGCGGGUACUGGCGGAUCUGGUGAUUGGGGCGGACGGGGUGCGGUCCAAGGCGAGGGAGCUCGUUCUCGGAUACGUAGACAAGCCCAAAAGUAGCGGGUAUGCCGUGUGGCGGGCCUGGUUCUCUAACACCGACAUGAUCCAAGAUCCGCGCACACGCGAGUUCUGUGCCCACGGCGACAGCUUCAAUGGCUGGAUUGGCCCCGAUGUGCACUUCCUAUUUAGCACCAUCAAGGGUGGCCAAGACUGUUGUUGGGUGUUGACUCACCGCGACGAACACGAUAUUGAUGAAUCUUGGUCCUUCCCCGGCCGGCUCGAGGACGUGUAUCGCGUGCUCGAGGGCUGGGACCCAAUCUGCCGUGCCAUCGUGGAGAAGACACCCAGCUUGGUCGACUGGAAGCUGGUGUACCGCGACCCGCUGUCAACGUGGGUCAGCCGGCACGCAAGGAUUCUGUUGCUGGGCGAUGCGGCGCAUCCGUUCCUCCCGACCAGUGCUCAGGGUGCGACCCAAGCGAUGGAAGAUGGAGUGACCAUUGCGGUGUGCCUGAAGAGGGCGGGCAAGGCUAACGUGCCGGCCGCAGUGCGGGUACACCAAGAGAUACGAUAUGACCGCGUUGGAGAGGUCCAAAAGACCGGCGAGACCACGCGCGACCGCUGGCACAAAACGGACUGGGAGACUGUGGCCAAAGACCCCAAGAGCAUCGCGUUUCCGCGCGAGGACUGGAUCCACGCCCACGACGCAGAGAAGCACGCCAAUGAGACGUUCGACGAGUUGUUCAAGAAAGUGACACAGCCAGAGCUGUUUGAGAACGUGAAGCUACGGCCGAUUGGGCCUAUUGGAGUGACGGUUGGGUGA